Molecule: messenger RNA, 1252 nt
Organism: Mercurialis annua (annual mercury)
Lineage: Eukaryota; Viridiplantae; Streptophyta; Magnoliopsida; Malpighiales; Euphorbiaceae
Product: probable pinoresinol-lariciresinol reductase 3
Exons: 4
Coding region: 116-1045 (309 amino acids)
Molecular function (GO): oxidoreductase activity
Source: RefSeq, a predicted model, not a curated record
UGAAAUUGACGAUUGCUAACAAGUUGAAGGGCAAAUGGCAUUUAAGCCCAAUAGAGAGUUCAGUCAGCAACUGUAAUGACUGAAAUCAACCAACAAUCAAAAUUGUAGAAUCAAAAUGGAGAAGAAGAAGAGCAAAGUACUGAUAAUUGGAUCAACAGGAACUCUAGGGUUCCAUUUAGCACAUUUUAGUAUCAAAUUUGGUCACCCAACUUAUAUUCUUGUAAGGGACUCUGCUUUCAAUGACCCUCUCAAAUUACAAAAGAUUGAAUCUUUAUCUAAUGCUGGUGCCAUUCUUCUCAAGGGUUGUUUGGAGGAUGAGAAGAGUGUUGUUGAGGCAGUGAAGCUAGUGGAUGUGGUGAUUUGUUCAAUUCCAUCAAAACAGGCUCUUGAUCAGAAGCUUCUUAUUAGAGUUAUUAAAGAAUCUGGCUGCAUCAAGAAGUUCAUUCCAUCAGAGUUUGGAGCAGAUCCGGAUAAAGUUCAAAUAUCCGGAAUGGGGUAUAACUGCUAUUCAUGGAAAUCUGAGAUUCGGCGUCUUAUAGAAGCUGAAGGCAUUCCUUAUACUUACAUUUGCUGCAACUUGUUAAUGAGAAUUUUACUUCCGUCAAUAGUUCAGCCUGGUUUAGCAACUCCACCGAGGGACAAGGUCACAGUGUUUGGAGAUGGAAAUGUUAAAGGUGUCUUUGUAAAAGACGAAGAUGUUGCUGCCUUUACCAUUUGCGUUAUUGAUGAUCCACGGACAUUAAACAAGACGUUGUAUUUGAGGCCACCUGGAAACGUCUACUCGUUAAAUGAGCUGGUAGAGAUUUGGGAAAGCAAGAUUGGGAAAAAACUUGAAAGGAAUUAUGUACCAGAAGAUCAACUUCUUGAUAGAAUCAAAGAGACUCCAUAUCCAGACAAUGCGAGUCUGAUUUUUAUAUACUCGAUCUUCGUCAAAGGAGAUCGCACAUACUUUGAUAUUGAAUCUUCUGGAGGGUUAGAUGGGACACAGCUUUACCCCCAUUUAAACUACACUACGAUCAGCAAAUACCUCGAGACCUUAGUAUAAUGCUGGUGUAUCAUCAUUAUCGGCUUGCUGUGUUUAUUUUUUGAACUGAAACAAGCAGCAAUUUUUGCAUGGGAACGUACUUGUACUGCUCGAGCUUUCAGAUGAUAUUAUAUAAAAAUAAUUUCUUAGACUGAGUUGUUUGUUAUGUAUUCUAUUGAAUUGUUAUCUUGAAAAGCUGAAAUAAAUCGGUUCAUGUGAUGGUGGAAA